AUGUCCGACUACGGUGAUCCCGAGGCCGACGAUGCUGGCUACGAUUAUGAGGGCGGUGAGCCGGAGUACGAUGACAACGAGCCAGAAGACUUCCUAGAGCCAGAUGAUGUCGACGUGGAAGGGGAGGAAGCUGCAGGUGCUGGUGAAGCAUAUCAAGCUGCAGUUAACGGAGAACGAACUAUUAUAUCUGGCGACCCCAAUGCCGGCGGAGGCAGAGGUGUAAUGGAGCAGCCCCGGGAGAAAAAGAUUCCCAAUGAUCAACGCACGACCACACCGUAUAUGACUAAAUAUGAGCGAGCUCGUGUUUUGGGCACGAGGGCUCUCCAGAUCAGCAUGAACGCCCCUGUUUUGGUUGACCUCGAAGGAGAGACCGACCCGCUACAAAUCGCUAUCAAGGAACUCAAUCAGAAGAAAAUUCCUCUUAUCAUCAGAAGAUACCUUCCUGACGGAUACUACGAGGACUGGACCUGCGAGGAGCUUCUCUGA
Messenger RNA from Talaromyces atroroseus, 486 nucleotides. RefSeq lists its product as hypothetical. Lineage: Eukaryota; Fungi; Ascomycota; Eurotiomycetes; Eurotiales; Trichocomaceae. Gene Ontology annotation, cellular component: nucleus; RNA polymerase III complex; RNA polymerase II, core complex. Gene Ontology annotation, biological process: DNA-templated transcription. The transcript is spliced from 4 exons. Gene Ontology annotation, molecular function: DNA binding; DNA-directed RNA polymerase activity. The record is from RefSeq and is a predicted model, not a curated record. Bases 1 to 486 code for a protein of 161 amino acids.